UAUCCGGAGUGAAGAAAGCAGGAGAGGACUGAUGUUGGAGACCUCAACCACUGAAAGCUCCGCAAUGAUAGCUGAAGGAGGAACAAUCAUGGUUGCUAACCAGAGGAAAAGUGGGGUUCCAAAUAUGGAGAAAAAACACGAGGAGGUCUGGUGUACCCACUGUAACAAGCCGCGCCACACAAGAGAGAAGUGCUGGAAAUUACAUGGAAAACCCCCAAGCCGAGAAUGGGGGCCGAAAGGAGGCCCUCCAAAAAGAGGAGGGCAAGGGCAAGCAUACAUUGCUAAUGGACAAAGUGAAGAAUCUGUCCAGCUGAAUCAUGAAGAGAUAGAACGGGUCAGAUCCCUCCUUAGUAAAUUGGAGAAGCCCACAGGACAAGAACUCGGGGAGGACGAUUGGACAUGCUAGAGAAUGGAAUGGCCUAUACUACAUGGACGAUCCUAAUCUGCCUACCAAGAGCCGCUCUCUCAUAUCUGAAUCUACCAUGACCAAUAAAGAGAAAGCUCAACUAUACCAUUGUCGGCUAGGACACCCUUCAUUUCGAGUUGUAAAAGUGCUUUUC
Messenger RNA from Cicer arietinum (chickpea), 560 nucleotides. The record is from RefSeq and is a predicted model, not a curated record. Lineage: Eukaryota; Viridiplantae; Streptophyta; Magnoliopsida; Fabales; Fabaceae.